CGCUGAGUUCAUGUGAUUGAAUUGUGGAAUCUAGAAACUGGGUUCUUUGUGAUCGUCCGUCUUCUCUCAUCAGUACACCAUCAAUUAAGGUAUAGAGAAUUAGCCGCUUCUGACUCAUCAUCGAGGGUUUUGAUAUACAAGGAUGUCUCAGUUCAAAAUUGCUAUGAAGAAGGAUUUUAUGAAGAAGAAUACGAAAUUGGUUAUAAAUAUCUCUUUAGAUAAAGAUGCUUCGAGAUUUGAAGCUGCUCAGGGUCUUGGUUCUUUAAGAGAGGAGAAGAAACAGAGCUCUGAAUCAUCAGAGAGACUAAGUAUGGUUAAAAGGGUUUGUUGCAAAGCUGAAAUCCAUAAUCUUGGUUCUUCAAGAGUGCAGAAAGAUAGGUUUGGCUCAGAGAGUCGAAAAGAUGUGUUUCAAAGGGUUUCUUUCAAAGAUGAAGAGAUUGAUAAGGCAAUUGAUGAUCAUCAUUCUGUUGUUAGAGAUGGGAUGAUGCGUGAGGUUGAUGUCGGAACUGGAUUAUCUGGCGCGUUAAACCGACUUAGAGAGCAAGGAACUUUCAGAGGUGAAAGCAAGCUUGUUGUUGGUGUUAAGGACAAGCAUGAAGGUGACAGAUUCAGAGAUGGAUUCAAGGAUAUACAGAUUCAGAGGGUUGACAAGUGGGGAAGGACAUUGAAUCAGAAAGAAGCGUAUAGAGCACUGUGUCAUGGAUUCCAUGGGAAGCAGCCUGGGAAGAGGAAGCAAGAGAAACGGAAGAAGAAGCUGGAAGAUAAGUCAAAACAGAUGGUAACUUAAGAGAGAGCUGUGGAGAGAAUGAGACAAGUUCAUGCCGUAUUGAAGAGUCCUUAUAUUGUUCUCUAGUCAUAAACUUCUCUUUGAAAUAGGCUUUUACUAUGAUCUCAAUGGCAUUUUAAUAACAAACUUCAUUGAUUUGGUAUUCUGCUUAAUAUUUUUCAAGGUUUCUUGUAUGUUUUUACAUCAGUAAUACAUGGCCUCUUCACCUAUAUUACAAUUUCUUUUCAGUA
Messenger RNA from Capsella rubella, 1017 nucleotides. RefSeq names its product SART-1 family protein DOT2. Gene Ontology annotation, cellular component: U4/U6 x U5 tri-snRNP complex. Lineage: Eukaryota; Viridiplantae; Streptophyta; Magnoliopsida; Brassicales; Brassicaceae. The transcript is spliced from 2 exons. The coding region runs from base 143 to 787 and encodes 214 amino acids. The record is from RefSeq and is a predicted model, not a curated record. Gene Ontology annotation, biological process: mRNA cis splicing, via spliceosome; maturation of 5S rRNA.